CCAGUUAACAGCGCGAAUGGCGCGAUUCAGAUUUAUUGUUUAAUUCAUUUUCGUUUUUUUAAUUUAGUAAAUACAUAUAAAUGGAAAGUAUACAUAAAAAUGCCGACUGGAUUACCAAAUUUAUAGCAAACACGUACACAUCGAAUUUUGUUUAAUUAUUUUGAUUCUGUUUAAAAGAACUAUCCACCGUUAUCGAGCUCAUAAGUGAAUGAAAUGGAAGCUAAAACUUUCGUACUAUUUUUCGGAGUGAGUUAUCUUUUCUGUUGCAUUGGUGCCUUGGCGGAGAUACCGAAUUGUGCCUUUGAAGAUACCGUUAACUUAACCUCCAGCAAAAAAUUCAGCAAUGGCUCUUACCUCUAUGAGGGCGUAUUGGUGCCUCCUGCAUUGACCGGCCACUACGAUUAUAUUGAGCUGUAUGGAGGAGAACGCCAACAGGUGACGAAACAUAUUCGGGGUUGUGUGUGUCAUCUCAAGCAAUGCGUCAAAUUUUGCUGUCAUCCAAUGGCGGAAUUGUAUCGAACCAGCGCGAACUCCGACGCCCAAUGUGAUGAGAAACUAAGUGAGGAGCUGACCUACUCGCCGUAUGUAAAUGUGACUUUGGGUAACAGCAGUCAGGUCUUGAUGCAUGUCUUAGACGAAUUUGUUGUGCAGCAAGGGAUUCCAUGCGGCGGAGGGUACAUGCUGAUGCCGCAUCAAUUCGAAGAAGACCAAUGGGAAUUGUUUGAGAAUGGCACACUACUGCGUUUAGCCGAUGAGAUGGCCUUCACGAGACGCGAUUAUUGCCUGCAAGCAUAUGAAGCGGACGGAAAAUAUGUCCUGAAUCCAAUGAACUGUCCAGUUACCUAUGAUGAGCCUUCAACCCUCAUGCUGAACACAAUCGUGAUGAUGAUAUCGGCGCCUUUUUUGUAUGCCACCAUCCUGAUCUACUCGCUUAUCCCAGAACUAUGGAACUUACACACCAAAUGCUUAAUUUGCUAUCUCUCGUCGCUGGCUAUUGGUACUACGAUGAUAGUAAUGAUCAACAUAUUGGAUUCCGACUACGUGAAUGUUAUUUGCGCUACUAUAGGGUUUGUGACGUACUAUUUCCUAUCGGCCGCCUUUUUCUGGCUGAACGUUAUCUGUUUCGAUCUUUGGCACAACUUCCGCGGCACUAAGGGCAACAUUCAGAAUCUGACUCAGCGAAAACGUUUUCUCUACUACGCACUCUAUGCUUGGGGCGUGCCAGCGCUUAUGACUAUUCUAACAAUCGCUCUGCAGUACUCGGACCUGCCAAAUAAACUGAAGUCCGGCAUAGGGCAUUCACACUGUUGGUUGAAAGUGGACGAUUGGUCCGCCAUGAUUUAUUUUCACGGACCCUGCCUAUUGUUAAUUAUUUUCAAUAUUACGAUUUUCUUCGUAACCGCCAAGAAGAUCUACAGUAUACGAAAAGAACUGCACAAAUUCGCUCAGGGCGAAGAGAGCAGACGCCAUCUGCGCUCGCAACAAAACGAAAUCAAUUUGAUGAAUUAUUUCAGUGUCUGGCUGUUCUUCCGGAUGUUCAUUGUAAUGGGCAUCGGCUGGUUGUUAGAGGUAAUCGGCUACAUAGUUGGCGAUAGGAGUCAUUACGCCAUUAUAUUCGCACUCGCAGACAUAUACAAUGCCUCGCAGGGAUUGAUUAUAUUUGUGCUAUUGGUUAUGAAGAAGAAGGUGUUGCUGCUCAUAAAGAGAAGAAUUUUGUGCAUUGAGGGGCCUGAACCCACAGACUCAACCGAAUCGCAGUGCUCUGAAGAAGAGAUCGCGUUACAAAAUAUUACAAAUGGAAUUCCGCCGAUUUUGAAGUGAUUGAAUAGCGAAUGUUGAAUCUCGAUGGAAACUGCAGAACUGAGGAAUAAAAAGUUUUAAACGCGUCAAACAAAAUUAUACAAAUGCUUAAGUUUCAAGAAACCUCUAUUAUAUCUGAACCUGAAAAGCGUUUUAUGUAAUAAGAACAUGGCCGUUAUUUUACUUUAUAUAUGCUGUCCAUGACGAGAAAUAAGGCGCAUUUGCUGGAAGAACGUCAUAAGCCAAAAUCCAUACUUUUUUCAUAUACCAUAAAAUAAGAGCUGUGACACUUUGUUCCUCCCUGGAACCAUAGGAUGUAGUAAUAAUAAUAAUCGAAUAAGAGCUGGUAGUAAUUUCUCCCCAUCUUUUUUUAAUUAUAAUACCCUUCCAGCAAAUGAGCGCUGUUAGCUUAACAAAGAUAAAAUGGGCACUUAAAAAAAUGUCAGUCCGGACAGAUAUAAAAUCGUGCCACUAUUAAGAGAAGUAAAUUCAAUGAAUAAUUCCCAUAAAUAUUUUUUUAAAAGAAAUCGAAUGCAUAUAAAUAACCCUGCAGAAAAAUCUACUAAUUCGAAAUUUGUAUAGUUCUAGUGAAUUUAGUACCACGGCUAGUUCACGGUUCUUCUCUUUCGCACAUAAUAAGCUGGCGUAUCCUAAUCAAAUAUACCCUCGUUUCAUGUAUUUUUCCAACUGGAGUAGUGCGGAAGUAGUACUAAAUUUAACAAAUGAGUGGUAAAUUCUGCAAGUUAUAUUUAGCAUCACAAAACAAAAUAAAUAAAACAGUGAUCUAGCUAACACUGGUGUCGUUGGCUCAACGGUCGAUAAAGUAAAGCUUGGGCUUUGUAUCUGUUAGAAAAAUCUUGAGUACGUCCUUAUAAACUUAUAUUAUAUGGUUCUCGGCGCUACAUCUAAUAUUCAAAUACGGCAUUCAACUGUCACUCCCUCUUUUUGAAGAAGAAGCUCAAGGAGGAUAGAAUACAAGCUUGCGAGUCCAGAGUCCAUGAAGAGUUUGUGAAGAGGAAGAGUAGGCGAAAGCAAUGGACGACACAAGAAAUUAUUCGAGUCUUUAUAUUCAUUUGUGUUUUCACGACUUAACACACGGCUCUUCGUUUCCAUUAGUUUGUUUAGUUUAAAUAUCAAAAAUUACAAUAUUACCAAGCCAUUCAUAUAAUUUUUCCUCCUUUUGUUUGUUUUGUUCCAAAUUUUUGAAUUGACGUUAGACCUGCCAACAUCGCGAAAAAUAAAGUAGCUGCUUUGGGAAGACGCCACCAGUACUCAAUUCGCCUUGGGAGAAGCUUGGCCAAUCAUCUAUCAAAGAAUGUAAAUAGGCGACUCGCUUCCUUGGCAUCGGUCACCGGCAAAGGACUGAAAAUACUACUUCAGUUCACCAAGGGACAGCAAUAUCUUUACUUCCCGUUAAGAAUGACCUUAUAGGUAUGUUGCUGGUAACACUAUGGAUGCAUUUGCUCAAUGAGAAGAUAUUACUUGGGUUAUUUUUAUUUUUACAAAAUUUGUCUCGAAUAGUUUCAUGACUUAAAGGAUAACAUUUUUCAUUUAAUAAAAGUGUUCGCGCAGAUUUAUUACAUUCUAAAAAGCUCAUCUUUUCUUCACAUCUACUCGGACUACCCAAGAUCGUAAUAUGCAAGAAGGGCAUUUUCUGCUUUUCGCAGAAAACAAUUGGGACUUGUGUUGUAAGUAAAGUGGUUCGGAAUUGCCGAAAUAGUAUUAAUACUAGAACAGGAUUUUUCUGCAGGGUAUUUACAGUAAAAAUAUUCAGCAUUAUCCCCAAAUGUGAAUUACCUAAGCUUUUAUGUACUCAGGACUAAAUAAGAUUGGACACAAGUUUUUUUGUAUACACACAUGCACAUACAGUAGCACAUACAGUAGAAGCACAAGACACAUAGAAUGCAAUAUUGUAACUUCCCAUGUGCCAUGACGUAAGUACAGAAAAUAAACAAAGAAAAAGAAAAGGAACAAUAAACGAAAGUGAGUGGAAAUACCGGAGUAUAGAAAUCAUACACAUAUAGAAAUCUUCACAUGCUUACAUUUGCAUACAAAGGUUUGUUUAUUUUAUGCACUGACGUUACUCAGUUGUCGAAUUUGCCAAAAAUAAAGUAGCGGUUUUCAGAAGGCGUCACCUGCUGCAUUCUCUACAUCUGUAAGAUCCAUAAUCCAUAUAAAAACGCAAUGCGGAUUACAAAAACUACCUCUCUCGCUGCGUAUGACGUUACAGCGCGACAAAUUAAGCGUAAAUUGCAAUAAGUAAAGCAGUUGAAAAAUUUGAUUUUAAUUGCCUUGCAUACUUCGAAAAUGUCUGGCUUAAUUUUUAAUAAUGAAACAGAUAAAAAUUCAACUAGUGACCCAACCGAAUAACGACAACCUUUGACACAAACCUCGAAACACUUGUAUACUCAUAAGUUAAGAAAAUUUGUAUACGUUUCUUCUAUUUUGUGAUAAAUUUGAAAUUCUAACAAAAAUAUUUGUACUUUCAUAAAAUAUAAUUUUAUGUCUUACUAUGAGAUUAAGUUUUUAAAACCACUUUGCAUGUCGACACCAAAUAAAUAAGUAUAAAUAUAACAUACACAUACACAAAUGUACAUGCCUACAUAUAACUGUGUAUGGAAAGAAUAUAUGUAUUCUAAAAUUUCCCGUUUUAAUAAAAUAUAUCA
Molecule: messenger RNA, 4466 nt
Organism: Anastrepha ludens (Mexican fruit fly)
Lineage: Eukaryota; Metazoa; Arthropoda; Insecta; Diptera; Tephritidae
Product: G-protein coupled receptor Mth2-like
Exons: 9
Coding region: 214-1821 (535 amino acids)
Biological process (GO): cell surface receptor signaling pathway; G protein-coupled receptor signaling pathway
Cellular component (GO): membrane
Molecular function (GO): G protein-coupled receptor activity
Source: RefSeq, a predicted model, not a curated record